Aspergillus oryzae RIB40 is the source of this 2250-nucleotide messenger RNA. Its product is annotated as glutamine-dependent NAD(+) synthetase. Gene Ontology annotation, biological process: NAD+ biosynthetic process. The coding region runs from base 1 to 2250 and encodes 749 amino acids. Gene Ontology annotation, cellular component: cytoplasm. The transcript is spliced from 13 exons. NCBI's taxonomy places the organism in Eukaryota, Fungi, Ascomycota, Eurotiomycetes, Eurotiales, Aspergillaceae. The record is from RefSeq and is a predicted model, not a curated record. Gene Ontology annotation, molecular function: NAD+ synthase (glutamine-hydrolyzing) activity; ATP binding; glutaminase activity.
AUGGGCCACCUUGUCACUCUUGCAACAUGCUCCCUUAACCAAUGGGCCCUUGAUUUUGAAGGCAACUGCGAACGAAUUAUUGAGAGUAUCCGUCAGGCUAAGAAAGCUGGAGCUACUCUACGCGUCGGUCCUGAACUAGAAAUCACCGGAUAUGGUGUUCUUGAUGGAUUCCUCGAGGGCGAUACGUUCCUCCAUUCGUGGGAGAUGCUGGCUCGUAUCAUUGACCACGCUGACUGUCAAGACAUUGUGGUGGACGUAGGUAUGCCUGUUCGGCAUAGGAAUGUGCGAUACAAUUGCCGCGUGAUCUUUUAUAACCGCAAGAUCAUUCUGAUUCGCCCGAAGAUGUGGCUUGCGAAUGAUGGAAACUAUAGAGAAAUGCGGUAUUUUACUCCAUGGCAGCGCCCCCAAGAGAUUGAAGAUUACUAUCUUGAAUCAAUCGUUGGUAAAAUAACAGGCCAGUAUAAAGUUCCUUUCGGAGACGCAGUCAUCAGCACAAGAGAUACUUGUCUAGGUUUAGAGACAUGCGAAGAGCUAUUCACUCCUAAUGGGUACGCACUUCAACUACGUAAUUGUGACUAUCAUGCUAACAUAUAUGUAGGCCUCAUAUUCCUUAUGGUCUUGCCGGUAUGGCCAUCAUUGCAAGAUAGACCACUGACCUCUCCGAUAGGUGUGGAGAUCAUUUCCAAUUCGUCAGGAAGCCAUCACGAGUUAAGGAAGCUUGACACCCGUAUCAACUUGGUUACGCAGGCUACGAAACUGAGUGGAGGCAUUUAUCUAUAUGCGAACCAGCAAGGCUGCGAUGGUGAUAGACUGUAUUACGAUGGCUGCGCAAUGAUCGUCGUCAAUGGCAAUAUUGUGGCCCAGGGGUCUCAAUUUUCCUUGAAUGAUGUCGAGGUUGUUACGGCUACAGUCGAUAUAGAAGAAGUCCGGACGUAUCGUUCUAGUGCUAGUCGUGGUAUGCAAGCCAGCAAACAAACACCAUUUGUUCGUCUUGACCUCGAUAUGAGGCUCUCUCGUCAAAACGAAGAAGCUGAUCCCGGCCUUGCCCCAUCUGAGGCCAUUGCGCCCCGCUACCACGCUCCUGAAGAAGAAGUUGCACUCGGUCCAGCUUGUUGGCUUUGGGAUUACCUCCGAAGGAGUGGUGCCGCUGGAUUCUUCCUUCCGCUCAGUGGUGGUAUUGACAGUUGUGCUACUGCCAUUAUUGUACAUUCGAUGUGUAGAGAAGUCAUCAAGGCAGUGUCAGAAGGAAAUGAGCAGGUUAUCAAAGAUGUCCGCAGGCUGUGCGCUGAGCCUGCGGAUUCCACCUGGCUUCCUACUACGAGUCAAGAAGUGUGCAACCGCAUCUUCCACACCAGCUAUAUGGGCACCCAAAAUUCCAGUAAGGAGACAAGGGACCGGUCAAAGAGGCUUUCAACCGACAUUGGAUCUUAUCAUGUCGACUUCAACUUUGAUACAGUUGUGACUUCCUUGACGAAUUUGUUCACGAUGGUUACCAACUUCCAGCCUAAGUUCAAGGUUCAUGGUGGUAGUCGGGCAGAAAAUCAAGCGCUACAGAACGUUCAAGCCCGCUUAAGAAUGGUGCUUUCGUACUUGUUUGCAUCCUUGCUUCCUACAGUCCGGCAGCGACCAGGUGGAGGCGGACUGCUUGUCCUGGCAUCAUCAAAUGUAGAUGCAGAAUGUUUGCGUGGCUAUUUAACUAAAUACGAUGCCAGUAGCGCAGAUUUGAACCCAAUUGGCUCUAUCAGCAAAGUCGACUUGAAGAAAUUCAUCGCCUGGUCUCGGGAUUCGUUUGAAUUGCCUAUUCUUCACGAAUUCCUGAAUGCCACCCCAACUGCCGAGCUGGAACCGAUAACAUCCACGUACGUCCAGUCAGACGAAGCGGACAUGGGUGUAACGUACGCUGAGUUGUCCACUUUCGGCUACCUGCGUAAGAUCGCGAAACUAGGACCUUGGUCCAUGUACGAAAGAUUGCUCCAUGUGUGGGGUAAUGAGUACAGCCCGCGCGAGAUAUAUGAGAAAACCCGUCAUUUCUUCUACAAUUAUGCCAUUAACCGUCAUAAGAUGACCGUACUUACCCCUAGUUAUCAUGCGGAACAGUACUCUCCUGAUGAUAACAGGCAUGACCUCCGACAGUUCUUGUACCCCUCUUUUACAUGGGCAUACAAGAAGAUGGAAGACAGUGUCAAGUACUGGGAAUCAAAAGGGUGGACUGCUGGAAAAGCACAGAAGAAGAACGUCAAGGCAGACUAG